CACUCUGAUUUCACUACUCGGUGCUCGUAUUCAUGGACACAAAACCACCGUCCUCACCGCACGUUCUUAUCUUUCCGUUACCGAUGCAAGGCCACGUCAACUCCAUGUUAAAACUGACGGAGCUCCUCCUCACCGCCGGUCUCCACAUCACCUUCUUAAUAUCCGCCAAGGACCACGACCGCCUCUUCCGCUACACCACCGUCCACGGCCACCUCAACUCCUACUCAGGUUUCCGCUUCCACGUCAUCCACGGCCUCUACGAAGGCCCCGUCGACACCGGUGACAAGCUCACGAUUUUGUUUGAUUCUUUGUCAAAAGUAACUACACCUUUGCUCAGAAACAUGCUUCUUGAUUCUCCGGUGGCUUGUCUGAUCGCCGAUGGAAUUAUGGCCUUUCCACUUGACGCUGCAAAGGGUACCGGAGUUCCUGUAUUUUUCUUCCGUACUGUUAGUGCUUGUGCUUUCUGGGCUUACUUUUGCAUCCCGGAUCUCGUAACCUCCGGCGACAUUCCUUUUCAAGGUACGGACAUGGAUAAACAAAUAGUCAAUGUGAAAGGCAUGGAAGGAUUUCUUCGCCAACGUGAUCUUCCGAGCUUUUUCCGUUCCGAUGUAAAUAAUGUGACCUUGCAACAGAUCGCCAAUGUAACACGUCGAACGCAAGAGAGUCAUGCGCUCAUUCUUAACACCUUUGAUGAGCUUGAAGGGCCUAUUCUCUCAGAGAUACGGAAAUAUUGUCCCAACAUCUACACGAUUGGACCACUUCAUGCUCAUUUGAAGUCGACAUCUUCAAACAAUUUGUUCGAAGAAGAUAAGACAUGUAUCGGUUGGCUUGAUCAACAAUCACCCAAAUCCGUAUUGUACGUCAGUUUCGGAAGCAUAACGACACUAACAAGGGAGCAACUCAUUGAGUUCUGGCAUGGCUUAGUCAAUAGUGGGAAACGGUUUUUGUGGGUCAUUCGAGAGGAUCUUCUUUUGAACCAUGGUGGUGAUAAUAAAGUACCAAGUGAAGUGAAGGACGUGACAAGAGAGAGAGGGUACAUAGUGGGGUGGGUUCCGCAACAAGAGGUGCUAGCCCACCCUGCUAUAAGUGCAUUUUUGACUCAUAACGGCUGGAACUCCACCUUGGAGAGUAUAGUUGAAGGAGUACCGAUGGUGAGUUGGCCGUUUUUUGCAGAUCAACAAAUAAAUAGUAGAUUCGUUGAAGCCGUGUGGAAGCUAGGGUUAGACAUGAAGGAUACAUGCGAUAAAACGAUAAUUGCAAAGAUGAUAAAAGAAGUAAUGGAUGUUAAGAUUGAGGAUUUCACAAAAUCAGCCAAUCGUAUGGCGAAACUAGCAAGGGAAUGCGUGAGCAAAGGUGGAUCUUCCUAUCGUAAUUUGGAUCGUUUGAUCAAAGACAUUAAAGAAAUGAGUGUUCGAUCUACAGAUAUACAAGUUAAUUAAAAGAAAUUAUCGCACCCAUAUACUUGCCUUUGUAAUUAGCUUCGUUAAAUAUGAAUAAAAUCUCUUUGAUGCCAA
Molecule: messenger RNA, 1514 nt
Organism: Cynara cardunculus var. scolymus (artichoke)
Lineage: Eukaryota; Viridiplantae; Streptophyta; Magnoliopsida; Asterales; Asteraceae
Product: 7-deoxyloganetic acid glucosyltransferase-like
Exons: 2
Coding region: 33-1439 (468 amino acids)
Molecular function (GO): UDP-glycosyltransferase activity
Source: RefSeq, a predicted model, not a curated record